CGCGAACGCAUCGCGCGUCGCGCGCGCGCGUCGCAUGCGCGCGACGCGGAGUGUCGAUUCGAAUGACUUUUGCGAAUUCAAAUCGCAUCGCGACAGCUCGCGACGCGUCGCGUCGCGUCUAUCGCGCGUCGCGCGCGUCUCGGCGUCGCGCGCGAGCGAUAUGUCGGUCGAGGACCUGCGCGCGCGAUUCGGGCUGCCGCGCGGCGCGAGCAGCGCGGCGCUCGAGCGCGCGCUGCGACAGAUGCGCGACGGCGACGACGACCGCGCGACGACGACGGCGACGACGAACGCGCGGGCGAGCGACGGCGAGACGACGGCGCUGCGGCGAGAGUGCGAGACGCUGCGGCGCGAGAAUCGCGCGCUGCGACACGCGCGCGUGCGAGCGACGGUGCGCGCGACGGCGUCGACGACGCGAAGGGCGCGCGAGGAGACGCGCGCGGACGCGUCGACGGCGACGCGCGACGACGGCGACGACGCGCGAGCGCUCGAGAGGAUCGCGGCGCUCGAGGCGCGAUUGAAGACGGCGCGCGAGGAGAUGCGCGCGCUGGAGGAUCGAGAGAAAGAGCUCAGAGGGGCGCUUGGGAAGGCGGAGGCGAUCGCGGACGCGGAGGCGGAGGAAAAGCUGGCGCUGCGAAAACGGUUGACGGAGACGCUCGGCGAACGCGCGGCGCUGAAAGUGGAGUGCGAGACGCAGCGCGAGACGAUCGAGUCGAUGCGCGCGAACGAGCGGCGUCUGCGAGACGACGCGCUCGAGCUGGAAAAGCGGCUCGCGCGCGCGGCGUCGACGCGGGAAACGUGUAGAAAGACGGCGCGCGCGCUCGAGGCGAGCGAACGAGAAUCCGCCGAGCGAGGCGAGCGACUCGCGCUCGUCGAAGCCGAGUGCGUCAUGCUCGCCGAAAUGGUUCGGGAGAUGAAUAAAUUAUCUGGCGUCGAUCCGCGCGAGUUCAUGGCGGUCGCCGAGCGCGCGCUGCUCGGCGCGGACGUCGCUCCGGUCGCGCCGUCGUCCGAGCGUUCGCCGUCGCCCGCGGCGAGCGACGACGGUUACGCCACGCCCGACGAAGACGAUUUCCCGAGUCCUCCGAUAUCCGGCAUAGUCCAACGCGGCACUCCCGACAGCGCGGGGAGCACCGCGUUUAAUUUUUAA
Molecule: messenger RNA, 1144 nt
Organism: Ostreococcus lucimarinus CCE9901
Lineage: Eukaryota; Viridiplantae; Chlorophyta; Mamiellophyceae; Mamiellales; Bathycoccaceae
Exons: 1
Coding region: 35-1144 (369 amino acids)
Source: RefSeq, a predicted model, not a curated record